ACGUUGCUUGCCGGGCCGGUCGCCGGAGGGCGAGUGACUCUCUGACGGACAGCUGGGGAGGCGGGGCCGCGGUCGGCACCCCGGGGUGGGGGUGGGGGUGGGGGUGGGGCCAGCGCCAACGCCGCCCACUCCGCUUCAGCACCAUGGAGGAACAGGACGCUGCGGUGAUCGUUUCGGCCGUGCGCAGUCCCAUCGGUUCCUUCAAUGGCUGUUUAUCGAGCCUGGCUGCCCAUCAGAUCGCAUCAGUUGUGAUAAAGGAAGCCCUGAAGAAAGCAAAUGUACAGCCAGAAGAUGUGUCUGAAGUGAUUUUAGGGCAUGUUUUAACUGCAGGCGAAGGACAGAACCCGGCCCGCCAGGCUAGUGUGGGGGCAGGAAUCCCCUACCAGGUGCCAGCGUGGAGCUGCCAGAUGGUGUGUGGUUCCGGACUGAAGGCGGUGUGUCUGGCUGCUCAAGCCAUCCUGACGGGGUGCUCUGACAUCGUGGUCGCUGGAGGAAUGGAGAGCAUGAGCCAGGCUCCACACGUGGUGCAGAUGAGAGCUGGAUACAAAAUGGGCAACGCCUCCCUUCAGGAUAGCAUUCUGUGCGAUGGGCUGACGGAUGCAUUUCACGGUUACCACAUGGGAAUCACAGCGGAGAACGUGGCCAAAUCAUGGAAUGUGAGCCGGGAAGCCCAGGACAGGUUCGCUCUGCAGUCGCAGGAGAGAACUGAGACAGCGCAGAAGUCCGGAUUUUUUGUGAAAGAAAUUGUCCCCAUCUCUGUGCCAUCCAGAAAAGGUGUCAUCGAGGUGGUGGACGAUGAAUUCCCCCGUCAUGGGAGUAGCUUCGAAGCCAUGUCAGCUCUUAAGCCAUACUUCAUAAGAGAUGGGACUGGCAGCGUCACUGCUGGUAAUGCCUCAGGAAUAAACGAUGGGGCUGCAGCGGUGAUUCUGAUGAAGAAAUCGAAGGCCCUUGAGAAAAGUCUGACACCUUUGGCACGCAUCAUAUCCUGGGCGCAGGCAGGUUUGGAUCCUGCGGUUAUGGGCACAGGCCCUAUCCCAGCCAUAAAGAAAGCGGUGGAGAAGGCCAAGUGGAAUCUGGAGGAAGUUGACCUGUUUGAAAUUAAUGAAGCUUUUGCAGCACAGUCAAUCGCGGUUAUCAAGGAGUUGGGUUUGGACCCAGACAAGGUGAACAUCCAGGGUGGUGCCAUUGCCUUGGGCCAUCCCCUGGGAAUGUCCGGUUGCCGUAUCCUCGUCACACUGCUGCACGCUCUGCAGCGAACAGGGGGGACUCGUGGGGUGGCUGCUCUGUGCAUUGGUGGUGGUAUGGGGAUAGCCAUGUGCAUUGAAACUCUGUAACUCCAGCCAGAGGCCCGGCAGCAGGCAUUUCACACAAGCUGCAUCAGUGACUGACACACUGCAGAGGUAAUGGCAGGUUCGCAGUCCAUGACUUUGUGAAAAGUACUUCUUGGUAAGGAAGGGGUGCGGACAGAUGGUCAUAGAGUCAUGCCAUGGCCAUCUCAACCAUCAAAUACCCAUUUACACGAUUCCACUUGUUCGGUAUCAAGAAAUUGGUCCUGGGUCCAUCACUUCCUCAGGCAACGUGUGCAGAUACCAACCUCCCUCCCGGUGAUAAGGUUCUUAGUAUCUCCUUUGAGCCCCCCUUACUUCUCACCUUAAUUCAGAGCCCUCUGGACCUCAGUUUCUCUCUGUCUCCUCUGGUCCCAGUCAGUCCAGUAUUUCGCCAUAAUGGGAACGUUUCAUCCCAGGCAGCGCCCUGGUGACUGUCCUCUUCAACCUCUCCAGUGAAAUCGUGGCCUUCCUGUAGGGUACAGUAUUCUACUUUCUUUUAUAAAAUCAUACUAGGACCUUCCACUAUUGAGUCAUAGAAUCAUAGAGUGAGGAAGCAGGCCCUUUGGCUAAUCUGCUCCUUGCUGACCAAGAUUCCCAACAAAGCUUGUCACAUUUGGCCCACAGACCUUCAAACCUUUCUCAUCUGUUCAUCUGGCCCAGUACCUUUUAAGUUGUGUGUACCUUUUAGUGUACCUUUCUCAGUGACUUUGUCUGACAGCUCGUUCCAUAUACUGAGAACACUCUGGCUGAAAAGAAUUGCCCCUCAGAUUCCUAUUAAAUCCCUCCCCCUCUCCUUUCGUUCUUGAUUCACUAACCCUGGCAAAAAGGACUCUGCACAUUGACUCCAUGAAUCCACCUCAUGAUUUUAUACACCUUGAAAAUAUCAUCUCCCAUGCUUCAUGACGAAGUCCUGGCCUGCUCAAACUCUCUCCAUAAUUCAGUCCCUCAAGUCCCAGCAGCAUCUUUUCAAAUCUUCUCUGCACGCUCUUUCCUAGAACUGGGUGAGCAAAGCUGAACACAGUAUUUCAAAUGUCUUCGACAUCAGUCUAUUCUGCUACUGUGACACAACACACACCGGUUCCUGUACUUGGUGCCCUGAGUAAUGAGGACAGGCCUGUGAAAGGCCUACUCCACCCUCUCUGCCUUUGAUGCCACUUUCAGGGAGCCAUUAUCUUGUGCUCCAUGUUCCUCUUUUUCGACAGCACUCCUCAGGGCCCUACCAUUCACUGUGAAAAUCCUACUGUCAUUUUUCUUCCCAAAAUUCAAAGCCUCACACUUAAGGUGAAUUAAACUCCAUUUAGCAUUCCCAGCUGGCCAAGAUCCCUCUAGUCCCUGAUUCCCAGCUUCACUGUCUACUUUAGCGUCACCUGCAGGCUUGUUACUCAUACCUUGUACAUUCUCAUCCAAAUCUCUGAUAUGUGAAGGCAUGAACUGGUAUAGGGCAAAGGGACUAGCAUCAAGCCUUUGGGAUCCAGUUUGAAAAACAAACAACCACCAUCAGUUUCUGCUUCCUACCGUCAAGCCAAUGGUCUAUCCAAUUUAUUCUGUACCCCAGCAUCCCUCCAUACCUUUACCCCACCCUCUCUGCCACUGUUCUCACCUUUAGUGCCCUGGGUCGCUGCUAACCAUGUCCUACCCUUAUUAGACUCCCGAAAAUGUACCUCCUCCAUUUAUCACCAUUAAGUUCCUCGUGCAAUUGCACUGCUCAGUUAAGCCUCUGAGCACUCUCCUCACCAUCACAACCCCUGCCAAUUUACGUGUGUAACUCUCACUUCGGCUAGCAGCUUAAUAUGGGGGGGGGUUAACUCCUGGCCCGGCCAAACUUAAGAAAUCUUGUUUGGGUGGUUGCUGCGUGAUGUGUCCCGUUACAAAUCGGUAUCCCGGAAUAACAAACAGUCCACAAUAUGUGAUUAAAUGAUUACGCUUUACAAUUCUUACUUUGACUAUAUGGUUAGUAAAGAAAAUGAGAAAAAAGAAAAAGGGCCCAAUCUUAUGAAACAGUCCGUUGCGCAAAGUUGGAGCUCACCGAUAAGCAGGUUGCCCACCAUCGACCUCCUCCGAUCGUCGUCGUCCUCCGGACCCUCGCUCCAAGUCUACCACAUCUCUCUCUCCUCACCUCUCUCCAGCAAAAGACCGUGAAAAUCUCUCUUCCAGACUCACAAGAAAGAACAACAGCAUUCCUAACCGAAUUAUCUCGUCAUAACUCAAACAUUGCUGCUACAGAGAAACCAUUAAUUAUCAGUGAAAUCUUACAGCAUGUUACAUAUGUCAUCUGCAAACUUUAUUAGUCAUCUCUCACAUAUUAAUGUGUAAUAUAUAUUUUGAAAAAGGGGUCCAGGCACCAGUCUCUGUAGUCCCAGGCUUCUAUUCACAACAGUAACCUUUCGUCAUCCCUGUGUCCUGUUACUAAGCCAGUUUCCCAACUUGCCUCGAGUCCCAUGGGCUGUGAUGUUUUGGACCAACCUUUGUAAGUUUUUUAACACACAAACACCCAUCUAACCCCUUACACUUCAUCCCUUUCGAGCUUUCCUGGUCUGUAUCUUCUCCUCCUCUGUAACAGUUGUUAUGCUGUUCCCCCUACAGUAUGUCUGUCUGCGAGGACGGUAGUGGUGGUGGUCUCCAGCACAAGCUGUGCCAACCUGCUUCUCUGCCAAUGUGAUUAGCCACUGCUCUUUUACCUGUGCAGUCCGAGCAGCUCACUGGAAACACCGGUCACCAUGUCCACAGGGUUGCAGCUGCUCUGUGUGCACGUCCAGGACCGACUUCCUGCACACACCGUCACUAGGGACAUGGGCAUCUCCCUGAGCUCCAACACAUCACAGGAGUUUCCUUGCCCCAACCUUGGACUCGAUGCUUAGUGAGCUACGUCCCCCGCAUCUUGCCAUUGUGUCCUGAUUUUGUGACACCUCUCACCUCUGAAAGGUUGCUAUCAUGUCCUGGACUUGCAUACAGUUAAAACCGUUCAGCAAGAUUCAGUGUAGAGGUUCAGACAUAAGACUUUAAGACAUAGGAGCAGAAUUGGGCCAUUUGGCCCAUCGAGUCUGCUCUGUCAUUCCAUCAUGGCUGAUUUAUUAUCCCCCUCAAUCCCAUUCUCCUGCCUUCUCCCUGCAACCUUUGACACCCUUGGUAAUUAAGAACCUAUCAAUAUCCACUUUAAAUAUACUCAGUGACUUGACCUCCACAGAUUCACAGUCCUGUGGCUAAAGACAUUCUUCCUCAUCUCUGUUGGGCCCUCUGGUCCUAGACUCCCCCACCACAGGAAACAUUGUCUCCAAGUCCACUCUAUCAGGGCCUUUCAAUAUUCGAUGUUUCAAUGAGAUCUCCCCCUCAUCCUUAUAGACUCCAGUGAGUACAGGCCCAAAACCAUAAAAUGCUUCUCAUACAUAAACCUUUCAUUCCCGAAUAAUUCUUGUGAACUUCCUCUGGACCCUCUCCAAUGCCAGCAUAGCAUUUCUCAUGUAAGAGGCACAAAAACUGCUCACAAUACUCGGCAAGUGUGGUCAGACCAACGCCUCACAAACCCUCACCACCUCAUCACUCACAUUUCCUAGUUCUCUCAAAAUGAAUGGUAACAUUGCAUUUGCCUUCCUCAGCACCAACUCAACCUGUAAGUUAAUCUUUUGGGAAUCCUGCUCCCAAGUCCCUUUGCAAUACCACACACUUCCCCACACUGUAUUCCAUCUGUCACUUCUUUUCCAAUUCUCCCAAUCUGUCUAAGUCCAGUCUGUCUCAAAGCCAUCAAUUCUAUCGGUUUCCCCAGCUGUGAGUCUUGUCAGCUAAGUGCAGGCCCACAGAAAACUUGGGGGUGAGCAAGAAUGGAAAUUUGGGGAAAGGCAUGUAGCUAGGGGGAGAUUGAAAAGGUGGAGAUGGUUCGAAAAUGGUGACUGGACAGAGAGCCAGCCGUCAGCAAGGAGAGUGAGGAGGGAACUGCUGGGUGAGCCGAUAUGAACGGAGAAGUGGAAAGUCACUGGUACUGUUGAUACACUGCCACCUCAUCGUUACUGACAGCCAGUAACGUGGGAGCCCAGAAAACGUAAUCCGGCCCAGCCUCCCUGGAAGUGGCCUGCUGGCAGACUCUGUCACUGUGAACGUGGAGGGUGGGGUUGUUGGCUGUGUGUGAACAUGCGGGACCCCUACUGCGAUUGCUUCUUAAAAGCAUGACAGUCUAUUAGCAGCCCUGAGCCUAUUUGUGAUGCAUGAAUAAUUGAAACUGGAGAGAACAGAUCACUUGUUCGUCGAGGUGGCCUCCAUCUGGCACAACAAAAUAAAGCUGUGAAUUAAAGAAUUCA
Hypanus sabinus (Atlantic stingray) is the source of this 5617-nucleotide messenger RNA. It is a transcript of the gene acat2, whose product is annotated as acetyl-CoA acetyltransferase 2. Gene Ontology annotation, molecular function: acetyl-CoA C-acetyltransferase activity. Lineage: Eukaryota; Metazoa; Chordata; Chondrichthyes; Myliobatiformes; Dasyatidae. Gene Ontology annotation, biological process: fatty acid beta-oxidation. The transcript is spliced from 9 exons. The coding region runs from base 144 to 1334 and encodes 396 amino acids. The record is from RefSeq and is a predicted model, not a curated record.